This is a messenger RNA of Sphaeroforma arctica JP610, 705 nucleotides long. RefSeq lists its product as hypothetical. The coding region runs from base 1 to 705 and encodes 234 amino acids. Lineage: Eukaryota; Ichthyosporea; Ichthyophonida. The transcript has 2 exons. The record is from RefSeq and is a predicted model, not a curated record.
AUGGAUGGGCUUACCAGUGCGAGUCCAACGCCUGAGCGAAAUUUCAGCUGCGAUAUGAUGAUCAACAAUACCUUGCCAUCGCAGAAUGACAAUAAUCAGCAGCGACAAGAAUUGCAACGGCAAAAUCAACAGAAUCAACAUCAAUAUCAAUAUAGCACAAGUGUUAUAUUAUCAGACACCAAUACUCAGAUAGACUGUGGGCAAAGUAGCGAUACAUUGGACGGCAGUAUACACGCUCAGACGACAAAUGCAAAGAUAUUUAUGGCUAUAAGCACGCCGCCUCGCGUGCGCACAAGUGUAGAGAAUGCCGUCGAUUCAUUUGAAGGUCGAAUAGGCAAGGACUCGGCGAGUGUGACCGAAGCCGAGCCUUACUCGCCCGUAUCGCAGGGAGUAGCAGAAUUGGGAGCGCAAUGUCAGGAUGGUAUGGGCACAACUAUGGAUGACGGUAAGAGUCACGAACACGAUGGCUUACCACAGAUUGCUAGGCAGCUUACGCUGGAUUCUGUGGCUACUGCAGAACCGGAGCACGCAUCAGUUGGUGCGGUGAAUCAUAAUAUAAAUAUGUUAGAUACUAGCGCUAUAAAUGAUAGUACAGCUAGGCUGAAUUGUGACCAGAGCUAUGAGACUUCGGAAGACGUACGCAUGGAGGAGGCUAGCACGCCCCCACAAUGCACCGAUACCCCCAGGGAGUCACGCGAGCAUUAG